UCAGUUUAUGGUAAAUCCGUGUCCACUCCCGCUAUACCCAAGCCGUCAAACGUUUUCUUAUUUCGCCUUGUGGUACUGGGAUGCUGUGGGGAUCCGUGAGGCUACGGGCUCCUCACCAUGCUUCUGUCACAGCAACCAAAUGAAAGUUGGUUUUAUCUCGCCUUAAUCUGUCACUGGCAGUGAGCACGUAGCAGUCCAGCCCGCAUGACAGAGGCUCCUCCGCUGAAAUUCACCCGUUGUUUUGAAAUUCUUUGACGGUUGAGAAGUAGCAGCCGCAGCAGCCAAAGGGUGCAGAUAGAGCAAGCCCCGGCCGCUUGACAGGUGCCCUCGCCCGGCUCGGCGUGGAGAGAUGCCACCCGUCCAGAGAACGAUGUCUGAUCUUCGUACCCGGGCAGAAGUUUAAGAUGGACCUGACCCUGCUGAACCUAGCACCCAUCAAGACUGAGGCAGCCAUGUCCAGCCCCCUACCAUCAUCUGAUAACACAGGAUAUGAAAAGACAGAGGAUACAUCAGAGAAGACAUCGUUGGCUGAUCAAGAAGAUGCCCGACUGAUAUACCUCAACCAGCCACAGUUCUCAAAGUUUUGCAGCAAUCGAAUCACCACAGCCAAAUAUAAUGUCCUCACCUUUCUUCCUCGAUUCCUCUACUCGCAAUUCAGGAGGGCAGCAAAUGCUUUCUUUCUCUUUAUUGCACUCUUGCAGCAAAUCCCAGAUGUGUCUCCUACUGGUCGCUGGACCACACUGGUGCCGCUGCUCUUCAUCCUUGUUGUGGCUGCUGUCAAGGAGAUAAUAGAAGAUCUGAAACGUCACAACGCUGACAGUGUUGUCAACAGAAAGGAAUGUCAAGUGCUGAGAAAUGGUGCGUGGGAGAUUGUACACUGGGAGAAGGUUGAAGUGGGCGAAAUUUUUAGAAUAAAUGGCAGUGAUUUCGUUCCUGCGGAUGCUGUCAUUUUAUCAUCCAGUGAACCACAGGGUAUGUGCUACAUUGAAACGUCUAAUUUGGAUGGAGAAACAAACCUUAAAAUCAGACAGGGUCUCCAAGUGACUGCUGACAUAAAGGAGAUUGACAACCUGAUGCGUCUCUCUGGGCGGAUGGAGUGUGAAAGCCCAAACCGCCAUCUGUAUGAGUUUGUUGGGAACAUCCGCCUGGAUGGACACAGCACAGUACCUCUGGGUCCUGACCAGAUCUUACUGAGAGGAGCCCAGUUAAGGAACACACAGUGGGUCCAUGGUGUUGUAGUCUACACAGGACAUGACACAAAGCUCAUGCAGAAUUCCACACGGCCUCCUCUGAAACUGUCCAACGUGGAGCGCAUCACCAACUUUCAGAUCCUUGUGCUGUUUGGCUGCCUGCUGGCCAUCUCUCUGGUCUGCUCCAUUGGCCAAACCAUCUGGAAGUACCAGUACGGCAAUGACGCCUGGUACAUGGAUCUCAACUCUCCAGAUGGUGGGGCUGCUAACUUUGGCCUCAACUUCCUGACCUUUAUUAUCCUGUUCAACAACCUGAUACCCAUCAGUCUUCUGGUUACACUGGAAGUGAUUAAAUUCAUCCAAGCCUUUUUCAUCAACUGGGACACCGAUAUGCUGUACGAGCCCUCAAACACACCGGCUAUGGCCCGCACCUCCAAUCUGAAUGAAGAACUAGGCCAGGUUAAAUACAUUUUCUCUGACAAGACGGGAACGCUGACCUGCAACGUGAUGCAGUUUAAGAAGUGCACCAUUGCCGGUGUGGCCUAUGGUCACAUCCCUGAGGCUGAGGAGGGUAGUUUUGCAGAGGAUGACUGGCACAGCACACAGUCAUCGGAAGAGGCUGGAUUUAAUGACCCAAGCUUACUGGAAAACCUCCAGAGUAAUCACCCUACAGCUGCUGUUAUCCUGGAGUUCAUGACCAUGAUGGCCAUCUGUCACACUGCAGUCCCUGAGCGUACGGAUGGGAAAAUCACCUACCAAGCUGCAUCUCCAGAUGAAGGAGCUCUGGUGAGAGCAGCCCGAAACCUCGGCUUUGUGUUUUCUGGCAGAACUCCAGACAGUGUCAUCGUGGAAAUGCUUGGAAAAGAGGAACGGUAUGAACUGCUUCACGUGCUGGAGUUUACAAGCACGAGAAAGAGGAUGUCUGUCAUCAUGCGCACCCCAUCUGGGAAGAUCCGCCUUUACUGCAAAGGAGCUGACACAGUGAUCUAUGACCGUCUGGCAGACAGCUCCAGGUACAAAGAGAUCACAUUGAAGCACCUGGAGCAGUUUGCUACUGAGGGGCUGCGCACUCUGUGCUUUGCAGUGGCAGACAUCAGCGAGUCGUCCUAUCAGCACUGGCAGGAGAUCCAUCACAGAGCCUGCACCUCCCUGCAGAACAGAGCCUUGAAACUGGAGGAGAGCUACGAACUGAUAGAGAAGAACCUGCAGCUUCUGGGAGCCACAGCAAUAGAGGACAAGCUCCAGGAUAAGGUACCUGAGACCAUCGAGACUCUAAUGAAGGCUGACAUUAAGAUCUGGAUCCUGACUGGGGACAAACAGGAAACAGCCAUCAAUAUCGGACAUUCCUGCAAACUACUGACAAAGAACAUGGGGAUGCUUGUGAUAAAUGAAGACAGUCUGGACGCAACAAGGGAAACACUCAGCCACCACUGUGGGAUGCUGGGAGAUGCCCUCUACAAGGAAAACGACUUUGCUCUCAUUAUUGAUGGAAAGACUCUCAAAUAUGCUCUUACAUUCGGAGUGCGCCAGUACUUUCUGGACCUCUCCCUGUCCUGUAAAGCUGUCAUAUGCUGCAGAGUGUCUCCUCUUCAGAAGUCAGAGGUGGUUGAGAUGGUGAAGAAACAGGUGAAAGUGAUCACUCUGGCCAUCGGUGAUGGGGCAAACGAUGUCGGAAUGAUCCAGACAGCUCAUGUAGGUGUGGGAAUCUCAGGCAACGAGGGUCUGCAGGCAGCAAACUCCUCUGACUACUCUAUUGCCCAGUUCAAAUACUUGAAGAAUCUGCUGCUUGUCCACGGAGCCUGGAAUUACAACCGUGUAGCCAAGUGCAUUCUAUACUGUUUCUACAAGAACAUUGUUCUCUACAUUAUCGAGAUCUGGUUUGCGUUCGUUAAUGGAUUCUCUGGUCAGAUUCUGUUUGAACGCUGGUGCAUCGGCUUGUACAAUGUCAUCUUCACCGCUCUGCCUCCUCUCACUCUGGGAAUAUUUGAGCGCUCCUGUAGGAAAGAGAAUAUGUUGAAAUACCCAGAACUCUACAAAACCUCUCAGAAUGCAAUGGGUUUUAAUACCAAGGUCUUCUGGGCCCAUUGUCUGAACGGCCUCUUCCACUCUGUCAUCCUCUUCUGGUUCCCCCUGAAAGCCUUCCAGCAUGAUACAGUGUUUGGUAAUGGAAGAACUCCAGACUAUCUCCUGUUAGGCAACAUGGUCUACACUUUUGUGGUCAUCACAGUCUGUCUUAAAGCUGGACUCGAGACCUCAUCCUGGACGAUGUUCAGUCACAUCGCCAUCUGGGGAAGCAUUGGCCUAUGGGUGGUGUUUUUCAUUAUCUACUCCUCCUUGUGGCCCCUCAUCCCUCUGGCACCCGACAUGUCAGGCGAGGCGGACAUGAUGUUCAAUUCGGGGGUCUUCUGGAUGGGCCUGUUCUUCAUCCCGGUCACCUCGCUGAUCUUUGAUGUGGCUUACAAAGUCAUUAAGAAGGCAUGUUUCAAGACCCUGGUAGAUGAGGUGCAGGAGCUGGAGGCGUUAUCUAAAGACCCCGGAGCAGUGGUGCAUGGAAAGAGUUUAACGGAGAGGGCCCAGCUCCUGAAGAACGUCUUCAAGAAGAGCACCGUCAGUCUCUACCGGUCGGAGUCCAUGCAGCAGAACCUGCUCCACGGCUACGCCUUCUCCCAAGAUGAGAACGGAGUGGUGUCUCAGUCGGAGGUCAUCAGAGCGUACGACACCACCAAACAGAGGACCAAUGAGUGGUGAGCCGCCGGUCAGUUCGAAGCUGCAGCUGCCGUUUCCGAUGGCGAUAUUUGAAGAUUAACAUGGAGAAACACCAGUUCAACGGCAUACCUUCAGCACUGAAGGGUGUUGAAGAGAGCGAUAUAGUGUUGUCCUUAAAAACAUGGGAGGAGUGGGGUUAAAGAAAGAAACAAAAAGUGAUCGUUAUUAUCAGUUGUAGUUGUGUGUCCAGCAGACAUGACGAGCACUGUGCGUUCUUAGCAGUCUGUGAUCUGAAGUUCUUCACUGUUCUCGCUCAGUUUGCCAGAGCGAACGUCUCCUUUCUAUUGAUUUAAGGAACGACAGCUUUUAGCACUGAACCACAAAGCCUGAAAUCGUUGUAGUAAAUCUCCUAAACACUGUUACCACAAAAGUUACUGACACUGGACAAUAAAUAGUUUAGAGGAACUGAACUUGUGAAAGAUUGCCAAAAAGCAGUCGUUUAUACAAUCGUCCAAGAACUAGUGAAUUCGGAAAAACUUUAAACCAAAUACAUUUAAAUGUAUUCCAGCACUGAGCAGACCACUCCAGAGCAAAUGUUUGUAAUAUUUUAAAUUUCUUUUUGCACUUACAUCUCAUGUGUAAAGCCUUACAUUUGCUCAUGCCUUUGUCCAUCUUUCAAAACGUGUUUAUUUAAUUUUCUUAAGUAUGUAGAUAUCGUGCCUGGUGUUCUUUGUUUUUAGCUUUUCUUUUCGCUUUUAAAGAGGUUGCAUCUUACAGCCCACAGUAGUCCUGUUUGCACCUUUCGUUUUUAACAAGUUAUUGCUUGCAUUCCACACUUCACUCCAGUUUCAACAAUCACAGCGGUGCCUAUGUGAAACUUUUCCCUCUUAAAAGAAAAAAAAAAAACAAUAGCCAAGACUAGCUUAGUGCUCCACACAAACUUACUCACACAUCUGGAGACAACAGCCACUGUCUCCCACCACAGUGUUGCACUCCUACAGUGUUAAAACUUCAGAUUUGUUUCUGCAGCAGUUAAAAGCGAGGCUCUCUCGUUGAAACUAGCAGCAGUGAUAGUGUUUCCCUUAAAAUGGAGAAUUUAUCCCUCUAACAUAAGUGCCAUUAGCUUAAGGGAAAGAGAAAUAUUAGCCAGGAAACUCCACAACAGUAUCAAAACUACUUUGUCUCUAUAGUUAUUAUUUUGUGGAUUUGUAUUUUUAUAUUGGAGAUGUAUGACUUUUGCAUCGACUGGCUUUGUAAUGAAUUGUCUGUAACUUUCUUUUCUUCCUCUGAUAAACUGGCAGGAUAGAAUAGAUCUGAUGAGGAAAAAGAGCUUUCUUAUAUGUCUUGUUAUUAAUAUUAAUAUUGUUACAGCUUGAUUUAUUUAUAAUUGACUACUUACUGUCUGUGUGAUUGCUUUCUUCUCCCUAUGGGAGGUCAGAUUUCUGAUUGUGUGUGUGUGUGUAUCAAUUCAUAGUCUGCAUGUGCAUGUGCUGUAUGUGUGUGAAUGUGUGAGUGUGUGACCUCUACUGUGGAUAAUGUCUCUGUAUGCAUUGCAUGUCUGUGUCCUCUAUGCGAAACUGGGAGUCGUCCUGGUGUGUUUUACUGCGUGUAUGAGCGUGUGUGUGUGUGUGUGUGUUUGGUGACGCUUGCUCCAGUUUUCUGUCUGCACGGCUCCAGGUAUAGCUAUGGUGUACUGCUGUGUGCUGAUGCAUGGUCUGUAUGGGAAAUUGAGACUGUCAGUGUGCGGUAUGAACGCGUGUGUUUGUGUUCAGACUCUCGGCCUCGACUGUGGGAGUUUCUGACGCCUGGCCCGCUUUGACAGUUGCACAAUGCACUCGAUGUACCUUUCCAGUCGUGGAUAUCUGGUAUCUAGUUUCUGUAUAUGAUUUUAAAAGAGUGUACAUGUUUGUUACUUGUUUUCUUCAUGCAGUGUACUGCUUUACAGGAAAUCUCUUCUGUCUUUUAGGUUUCUGAUUCUGAUCCUUUUUUUUUCUGCUUGUCUUUAGCGUGAUAACUUAACUGGUUGUCAUCUAUGUCAGCAAUUUCCAAAACAGCUGAAUGUGGAUGUUGUCAUUGUGGAAGGCUUGGACUGUUGCUUCCUUUUUCCCAGAAAACAUAAAACGUUGUUGUCUGUGAAGGUGGUGGGCUGCAUGAAUGAAAAACACAAACUGUUCUCUGAAGUGUUAACUGUACUACUUUGAUUUUCCUUCAAGUGUUGAUCACUUUAUAAAAGAGGUUUUAAAAAAUGCACCUUCAACUUUCUUUUUAAUAUCUUGUUUCUUUUUUUGUUAUUUUGUUCAAUGAUUGUUCUGCAUGUUGGGACUGCAAACUUAUAAGUGUUGUCUUUUACUGCCAUGAAGGACUACUGAAAUAAACUUUACAA
Messenger RNA from Melanotaenia boesemani (Boeseman's rainbowfish), 6279 nucleotides. RefSeq names its product ATPase phospholipid transporting 8A1 (gene atp8a1). Gene Ontology annotation, biological process: phospholipid translocation. Gene Ontology annotation, cellular component: plasma membrane. Gene Ontology annotation, molecular function: ATP binding; magnesium ion binding; ATPase-coupled intramembrane lipid carrier activity. NCBI's taxonomy places the organism in Eukaryota, Metazoa, Chordata, Actinopteri, Atheriniformes, Melanotaeniidae. The record is from RefSeq and is a predicted model, not a curated record. Bases 405 to 3938 code for a protein of 1177 amino acids. The transcript is spliced from 39 exons.